CUUCAGCGCAGAAGUAGGAUGAGGAUGUUCUUCUUGUUUUUGAUGCUAUGUAAAACACAUUUGUUUUUUAAAUAGUCUUUAAACGGGACCACUGGAGAGACUUUUGCUGAGGAUUUCUUCACUUUGUAUGGCAGGAGGGGGCCCAGCCCACCUCGCCUGUCAGCGCUGCAGUCAGUCAGUCAGUCAUGUUGUGCUGCUAGUUGUUGUUCAGUAGCAACGCUCCGACUGGUGCGCAAACUGAAGGCUGCGUACAGUGUUCAUGCCAAGUGACGGAUAUAAGCGACGUGUUUGCGGGCUACGGAUUCUAUCUCCAGCAGCAGCACUCAAGGUUUUGCAGCCGUGUUGGCCUCGGAAGAGUGGAUGGGAUAUUAAAGAAAAAACAUCCUGAACAAACCCCGCUCGUCUCGGAAAAGAGUGUUACCUCUUCUUGCGAGAAUAGUUGUUUGCUCCGUCUCUUUUCUCUCCUCUCGUCGAUAUCUGAAAGAGGUUCCCUCGAGUGGAGUGGCGAAACAUGGGCGACGUUCGUGUUUAUUUCCUCUAGUUGAGCUGCAUCGGUUAACCAGUGGGACGAGGCUGACCUGCCUUACCUAGCCAUUUGAAAACAAGGUGCCCUGACUGGCUCCUCGCACCAUUGAAAUUUAGACGAGAUACUGCCCGCCACACACAUACGUUACGGCCCCGCGGAGAAGCAUGUGAUGACUCACGCAAGGCAGAAGAGUUCCCUCAAGCAGAACGACGGCAGCGCUGAGUUGUGGGACAACUGUCCUCUUUGGCCACAUGGUGGCACUAUGGGCGACGCCUGGCCUGAGCGCUCACUUCGAUUCGGGAGGACAAAGAAGAUAAGUGAGAUCGUCAAACAAAGGAAAGUCAUGGCCAAGAGGGUGAAUGACAAAAGAGGGAGGACAGAAAAAUCAGAUCAGAACAGAAAACUUGACCGAAGGCGUGACAAGAAACGGCACAGGAAGUCAUAUCCUUUGCGCGGUAGGGCUGGGAGUUCAGAUGGGGAGGGACUCAGCUGUCACGUCCUCCUUACCCGAUUGGAGGAAAGCAUCUGUGAACAGGAGAGUUCCAAAGAAAGGGUGCGAAAGGAUGCACGCCGACAUUUAUCUCUCAAACCCAAACCCAAAAAAGGGAAAAUCAGUAAAAGGAAAGAGGCUGAGUCAUUACCAAAAACCAAAUUAAAGUCAAACAGCCCAGGUCACGGUGAGUGUAUUCAUGUCCCACAACCUCGCAAGCGCAGACUGGCCUCUCUGAAUGCUGAGGCAGUGAACAGUCUACUGCUUGAAAGAGCUACUGACCCUCAGGUGGCAGCUAAACAGGCCAGGAGACAGGAAGAGCCCACAAAUGGAGGGAUAUCCCUGGAUACAAAUCCAACCAGGAGUGGUGUCCCUGGAGGUCUGAAGGCCACACAAGGAAACGUCAGUAAAGCCUCCACGUCUCUCAAACUGUGCCAAAACUCAAAGCGGGUCAAGAAGGCCAAAGCCAACCGAGCAGAGAGCGGGGAGAUGAGUCAGGAGAGUCUGGAUGCCCCCGCCCCCAGAAGAUUGGCUGGACUCAACGCUGCAGCCCUGCUGAAGUUAACCAGUGUGUCUGCUACCAGUAAACAGAGAGUAAAGGCUGCACCCGCAGCUACUAUCACAUCAGACUGCAAGGCUCCUGCUGCGGUCUCAACCCCGAAACAGCACUCCAGGGUCAACCUCAAACACAAGGGGCAGUCACAAAUGCUGAAGGGGAAAAAGGUCCCUCCCCUGCACAGUGGCUGCACGGCCUGCAAGAAGAAGGCAGACUUUGAACCCAAAGUGGAGUGGGAGACUGGCAGCUGCACCCAUCGACUGACCAAACCCGGCUACCAGUCCCGCAGCAUGCUAGGGUACCCCUUAAAGCAAGUGAAGGAAGAGCAGCUGGAGACCGAACUGAGCCCAUACUACUGCUGUCCCCCAGAGGGCUCAGUGGAAUACUGCCACAGCCUGGCCUUCUUUCUGGGCCAGCAGCCCUACGGAGAAUCGGACGAUCAGCCACUUAACUCAGCCAUGACCCCCGUGAAGCGCGAGUGCCUCGUAACCUCACCGUCCCUGACACAUUCCCACCCGCACACGGCUCUGACCCUCAGCCCGCACCCUUGCCUCUGCACGGCCGACCACUGCUUCUCCAGCUACUACGUUCAUAUCGCCCACCCGCCACACACUGGAUCAACGUCAGCAAGCCUGGCCUCGCAACCUCUGAACUUUGCCCCCUCCAGUUUGUGCCCUAAUCGGAUGACCGGCUCCAAGCUGCUGGGUCCACGGGUGUCCCACAGCUCAGGGAUGGCCCACCCCGCCUACUGCAACUCGGUGGCUUCGCCGUGUUACAGUGACGCCUGCGGGAUCAGUGGCUACACCUACAGAGCCAUGCCUCCUGUCACCAGCAGGGGUUGUUCUUUCAGCACAGGAUGCACUGGAUGCACACACAGCAUCAAAACAGAGGGUUACUCCUCCUCUCAGGGUGACCACAGCCCCUCCCUUCUGGUUCCCCCAUCCCUGCCCAUCUCCAGCUGCCCUCUCUCCAGCGUGCCCACCUCCACCCAGACUAAACCCCACCUGCUGACCCCCCUGUCGGGGCGAGACCAACCCCAGGCCCGGUUAAAGCUGGCCACGGAAUGCCCACAGAGCAACGAACCCUCCAACGGCUCGCUGUCAAUGGGCCGCACACGGCUGCCCCAGAAACAGCCGUCGCCCUUGCCAAGCCUCAGCAGCACCAAACAAAAGAGAGUCAGCCGCAGACGUGCCACCAACGGCUGGCGGCCUGUUGGAAUGCCCACGGAGAGGGAGGUCUUUAUUGCGGGAGAGGAUGAAACGGCCCUGCGGCAGUGUUAUGAAGGAGUGGAGAGGGACGGGGAAGUGAUACAUGUCAGAGACACUGUGCUGCUACGAUCGGGCCCCAGGAAGAAAUCCCUCCCAUAUGUUGCCAAGAUAUCAUCGCUGUGGGAGGACCCCAAAACAGGAGAGCUGAUGAUGAGUCUUUUCUGGUACUACCGACCUGAGCACACACAGGGUGGCCGAGAUCCCAGCACACACUGUGAGAAUGAGAUUUUCGCCUCUCGGCAUCAGGAUGAAAAUAGUGUGGCCUGCAUAGAAGACAGAUGCUACGUUCUCCCACUAGCCCAGUACUGUAGAUUUUGUGCCUUGGUGAAGCGGCGUGCCGAAGGCGCCCCACCUGGCAGCGCCAGCAUGGUGCCCUGCUGCCCCGACUUCGCCCCCCCUUCCCACCGCUGUGUGCCCACAGACGUCGACCCCGAGCUGGUGUAUCUCUGCCGGCACGUCUACGACUUCCGCUUUGGACGCAUCCUGAAGAACCUGCAGUAGAGGGUAGAAGAGGCGUCGCACCCAUGAAUUAAUCAUAACUUUGCUCCCCCCUCCUAGGAGAGGUGGGGGGGGGGGGGGUGCUGAAGGACUGAACAGCCCUGUCUUUUCUGCUGGGGACGGUCAUGAUUAGAGGGAAGGGGGACGAUGGGGUGGGGCUGGUUUUUGGAGAGGGACAGAUGAAGCAAAAAGUGUUGGACACAUUAUGAAGCACAGAUCCCUUUAGCUGACUACAGAGGGGUUCCAAUGUGAUAGAUGCAUCCAUCUCAGUCAGAGCACCAAUAUUUCCUGGUUUGGAAGAGCGAGGAUGGGAGAAUUCAUUCAUCAGCUUGGAUUUUUCCACUUCCACAACUCUCUGAGGUUACAUGGAGGCGUGUGUGUGUGUGUGUGUGUGUGUGUGUGUGUGUGUGUGUGUGUGUGUGUGUGUGUGUGUGUGUGUGUGUGUGUGUGUGUGUGUGUGUGUGUGUCUGUACCCCCCCUGCCAGGAAUGCUGAACACCAGGCUAAACUGGGCUACUGUCGGGACCGCGUUUCUCCCAAAGCAUCUUAGCACAACAAUCAUGUUUGUUCCAUUUGUAAGCCAAUGGCUGGGAAUGGUCCGGCGCUUAAGGUGCUUCCGGGGGAACACAAGCCUGCACUGUCAGCUCAAUGUUAGCGGCGUUCAACCAGCCAGGGUGAAGGUGCAGCUAAUGGAGAGUGUUGUCUUAUUUCUCCUAAUUUUAGUUUGUCUCAGUUGUGUGUGUGUAUGUGCGUGUGUGGAAGAGAGAGCAAGUGUUGUCAGUGUGGUUAAAAAAUGGAUCAAUGUGGGUAUGUGUGAUGUUUUUUUUUUUUUUUUUUUAGGAGGCUUUCAGGCAAUCAAACCAAACAAGCAGCUUUAGAAGAAGCGGAGUUCUCUUUUCCCGUUCCUUUCUUUCUGUGUGCCACAGCGCACUGACACUUACAGAAACAGUUUCAUCUCGAGUGAUGCUUUGCGCAAACUAAAAUACUGUACCUAAACGGGGUUUGUGAAAAAGAUUUUUUCCUCGCCAAACUCGAUUCCAGAGCAGGGCUUUUUGAAACUCUGGUCAGGACACUAAAAAUGGCUCUAGUAGUGAAAACACACAUUUUCAAACUUUCAUCUCAGCCUCAGUCCUGGCUUGAAGAAGCCUUGUUCUAGAGAGCCUCUUCUAACGGUCCAAUAGAGAGAGCCCUUACUCAGGAGUUGAGACACUCCUGAGCCCUGUGAAGGUUAUCAAAACGAGGGACAUCGGUUAUUGUUUUCUGUUUGUUUUUCCACAUUAUUUUUCACCUCAGCUGUUCCCUGUGACUUGCCUUAUAACUUGCAGGUAGAGCUUUAGGCAGCUAGUCUCACAACAUACUGUACAGCUUGAAAGUGGUAGAACAGGUGUACUGUAAUCCCAAGAAAAAAGAUUGACUGACUGACAGCUACGACAUGGUCUCUGGACAAAAUGCACCGGUUCAGGGCUGCAACUAAUGAUUAUUUUCAUUAUUGUUUAAUCUUUUUUUGUCAAUGAAGUGUCACAAAAUAGUGAAAUUGCCCUGUAUAUUUUCCCACAGCCCAAUGUGACUCAAAGAUAUUCAGUUAACCAACUUGUAUGACAAAGAAAAGCAUCAAAUCCUCACAUUUAACAAGCCAGGACCAAGCACAUUUUUGGCACUUUUGCUCAAGAAAUGACUAAAAUGAUUAUCCGAUUACCAAAAAUAGUAGCAGAUUAAUUUUCAGUCGAUCAGCUGAUCAAUCAGUCGACUCAACGUCGCAGCUCUAAACCAGUCAGAAACACAGUGCACUUCUCAUGUCAUCCUUCUGCUGUGCUCUAGCUGCUCGAGUUGCAUCCUGAAACGCAAUGUUUCUAUUCUACCCGUUCUAAUUCUACAUCCACACCAAUUAUUUUCCUCCUCCCUCUCGUCCCCCUGAAGAUAAACCAAAGGAUGUCACACAAGUCAGAGUCCCCAUCUCCUUCCUCGCACUUCUCCUCCUUGUCAGCACAUCUUCCCUCGUCCCCUUUAUUACAGUAUAUUGCACUAAUCCAUUCCUUAAUUACAACAAAUGUGUUCAACUUUUUUUUUAAGCUAGUAAUGUCUUACCUGGGGGAACAUACUGUGUAUCGUGUGUGUGUGUGUGUGUUUCAUAGAGAAGGAAAC
Messenger RNA from Sander lucioperca (pikeperch), 5479 nucleotides. Its product is annotated as bromo adjacent homology domain-containing 1 protein. Lineage: Eukaryota; Metazoa; Chordata; Actinopteri; Perciformes; Percidae. The transcript is spliced from 7 exons. The record is from RefSeq and is a predicted model, not a curated record. The coding region runs from base 696 to 3341 and encodes 881 amino acids. Gene Ontology annotation, molecular function: chromatin binding.